UUAGAGGUUCUAGGGAGGGGGGGCGUUGAAUUAUACGUUAGAGCUUUGGUUGAGACCCUGAUUUCCUUCUGAUCCUGACACACAUACAAACACAAACACACACAGCACUCUGACAGACGGACAGAGGACGGACGGACGGACGGACGGACGAAGCAAGCAGGAACAACAAAGAAAAAAGAAAGAAGGCAAAAGAAAGCUCAAAGAAGCGAAGCUGAGAAAGCAAAGGAAAGGAAGAAGAGCAGGAAUCAGCCGGGAGAAAGAGGUGCUGUGUGCUGUGUUAAAGCGAAACCACCAACAAAAUCCCAAACCAGUCAAAGCACUUCCCUCAGAGAAACACCUCAGGAAACAUUUCGUUGAUCAGCUGGAUUUUUAGCAAGUGAACAGGUUUCCCUGUUUGUCGAGAAAAGUAGAACCUUAAAACCUACAACAACAAAAAACAACCUCAACACUCACACAAUGGCCCCCAAGAAGAAGGCCUCCCGUCAGAAGAAGCCUGCCGCGGAAACCAUGGAGACCCUCCCAAUCCAGCUGAAGGUGGAGAGCCGUGGUGACGGUGUGGUGGUGGUGGAGGGCGGGAUGAAGAAGAUCGAGCAGAUGGCGGCGCUGGACAUCGCGCAGCUCAACAGCCUCAACCUGCCGCUGCCGCCGCCCGUCAUCAAGCCCGGAGAGAGAGGCCUCGGCCUGGGCAGCGAGCUGACGCGGCCCCUGCACGGCAACGCCCUGCUGGAGGAGCUCAGCAAGAUGCGGCAGGAGAAGUUCCUCACUGAUCUGGAGUUGGCCUGUAAGACGAAGGCCUUCGACGUCCACAAGCUUGUCAUCUCCUCCGUCAGUCAGUACUUCAGAGAGAUUUUGGCUAAAGACCCGGGCAUGAAGCGCCUGGAGCUCCCCUCCCUCUCACCUCUAGGCCUCGCUAACGUCAUCACCUUCGCCUACCUGGGUCGCGUCCACAUGUCCCUCUACACCAUCGGCUGCACCGUCUCCGCCGCCGCCACCCUGCAGAUCUCUCAGCUGCUCAAGAUGUGCAUGGACUUCCUGCUGGCCGAGCUCAACGUGCAGACCUGCGUCUACAUCUGGAACAUCGCGGCCGCCUACGGCCUGAGGCCGGUGUGCGAUGCCGCGCGCCGCUUCGUCCUGGAGAACUUUGUGCAGUUCGCCGACACGCCGCUGUUCAACCAGCUGACCCUGGAGCAGAUCUCCGCCUUCCUGCAGGACGACUCGCUGCUGUUGCCUUCAGAGGUCACCGCCUUCCAGCUGGCCAUGAGGUGGCUUGACUUCGACGCCUCUCGUCAGGGCCACGCCACCGAGCUGCUGUCCCACAUCCGCUUUGAGACGAUCCCGGCCAGCGAGCUGGUGAGCCAGAUCCAGCCGGUGCCCCGCAUGAUGAUGGACCCUCACUGCCACCGCCUGCUGGUGGACGCCAUGAACUACCACCUGCUGCCCUACCAGCAGAACACCCUGCAGUCCCGACGCACACAGGUCCGCGCCAGUCAGCAGACCCUGCUCACCGUCGGGGGUCGACCAUCGCUCACCGAGAGAGCUCUCAGCCGCGAGGUGCUGUGGCGAGACCCUCGUGAAGGAGGAGCCACCUGGCGUCACCUCACCCAGCUGCCGGCGAAGAGCUUCAACCAGUGUGUGGCUGUGAUGGACGGCUUCCUGUACGUGGCUGGAGGAGAGGACCAGAACGACGCCCGCAACCAGGCCAAGCACGCCGUCAGCACCCUCAGCAGAUAUGAUCCUCGCUUCAACACCUGGCUCCACCUGGCCAGCAUGCGUCAGCGCCGCACCCACUUCUCCCUGACGGCCAGCGGCGGCCGCCUGUUCGCCAUCGGCGGCCGCAACGUUGAGGGUCUGCUGGCCACCACCGAGAGCUACCUGCCCUCCUCCAACACCUGGCAGAUGCGCGCCCCCAUGGAGGUGCCCCGCUGCUGCCACUCCAGCGCCACGCUGCCCUCCGGAGACGUCCUGGUGACCGGCGGGUACGUCAACUGCGCCUACUCCCGCUCCGUGGCGUGCUACAGCGUGGACGCCGACACGUGGAGCGAGAAGGCGUCCAUGGAGACGCCGCGCGGCUGGCACUGCUCCGCCGCCCUCGGAGGGAAGGUGUACGUGGUGGGAGGAAGCCAGCUGGGGCCCGGCGGCGAGCGGGUGGACGUGCUCUCCGUGGAGGUCUUCUCCCUGGAGGGCGGCGCCUGGAGCCGCGCCGCGCCGCUCCCUCUCGGCGUGAGCACCGCGGGUCUGUCCCCGCUGGCCGACCAGCUGUACCUGCUGGGAGGCUGGAACGAGGCGGAGAAGCGCUACAAGGCGGCCGUCCAGAAGUACGACCCGGCCACAGACAGCUGGUCCGUGGCCGAGGACCUGCCCGAGCCCACCGUGGGGGUGUCCUGCUGCACCCUGAGCCUGCCGCCCCGCCACACACCGCGCCGCCAGCAGCACCGCAACACCCCGGCCCACGAAGAACAGCAGCAGGCCGGGAAGAACCGGAGCGGAGAGAGCAGCGUGGCAUAGAGAAACAUGCAUGGGAGAGACUAGGAGAGGAGGGCUGGUUAAACCACUGGACAACAUCUGGAUCAUGUCUGCUCUUUAUUCUCUGUGUGUGUAUAUAUAUAUAUAUAUAUAUAUAUAUAUAUAUAGUGUGUUAUAUCCAGUGUAUGUGGAAAAAUUUACCUACUUACUUACUAAAAUGUAUUUCAGUCUGCAAUUAAUCCCACAAAUAAUGUGGAUAAAGAAAAAAAAAAACAAUAAAAAAUACAACAAACUAUACUAAUUACUAUAGAAAACAAACCAGCAAAAAGAUUUUUUUCUUCCGAGCAUUAAAAGUAAGUAAAAUAUAUUUUGGAAAUAAAAAUCUAACAUGAUUAUUGAGAAUUUGAUUGGACAACAUUUUGCAUAUUUUCCAUAGAUUUACACAAUUUAGAUUUAGCAUUGGUGCUUAAUCCUUUUUGAGGUGAUUUUAGGGUUUCUAAAAAAAACAUUUUUACUUGACAUUAGACCUUUAUUAUUAUAAUUACUAGAGGAGGAAGAUGCUAAUUUGAAUGCCCAGGUUGUGCAAGAAAAGAAAAGAGAGCUUGCAUGAUCCAAAGUGGUCUCAGAAAGUUUAACAUUGAUGGAAACUGAGAAGAAAAGGUCGAUAAGGGUUGAAUUGUAGAGCGGAACAGGUGGAGGUAGAGAGGUGAUGGGUGGAGGAGGAUGAUGGAAAGAAGGGAACAGUGGCUGUCUGCGUUUGAGCGGGUUGAAAAAAGUUAAAACCUCACUGUGAAUCCCCUGGCAGUUUGUGUACAAAGAUGUAUCUAAGCUGUGUGUGUGUGUGUGUGUGUGUUUUAACGGUGAAAAUAAAUGUGAAUGUGUGUGUGGUUUAACUGUGACAAUAAAUGUGUGUGUGUGUGUGUGUGUGUGUGUGUGUGUGUGUGUGUGUGCGUCUGACAGAGAGGAGUGUUUGGCUGGAACAGGAAAAUGAGGCAAUUCUGACAAAAACCUUUCAGAUUUCUCACCAGCAAAAUUUUAAUAUUUCUCAUGAGGAUCAAAGCAGGUCAGCAAUAAACCAACCUGUUUGAUUUAUCUAUUUAACGGAUAUCUGUCAGAAGUAGUGUAGCUCAAUUGUGACAAAAGUAUUUAUAGAUUUAGUAAAUAUGUAUUUUAUAAGUGCAAUGGAGUCAAAGGAUUUAGAGUGAAUACAAGGAAGGCGGGUGAACUCAACACAGGUGAAACAUCUUAAAAGAAUGCAUAAAAAUCUAACAAAAAAAAAUCCACCCAAACCUCACCCAUGUUUGUGUAUUUGCCGUCAUCAGACGUUGUCUAAUUCUUACUGAAACUAAGACAAACCAAUUGAACCAGUGAGACUCCAGCAGGUGGAAAGAGUAACCGCUUAAAAGUGGCAACUGCAUAUUGAGUUAUUGAUAAAUAUGAUUUAUCUGUAGAUGCAAUGAGGCUGAUCUGGCUCAUUUGAUUGGAUGAAUCCCUCUCUAUUAGUUAGUGGAUGAGCUCUGUGCUGGUGGUUUCACUGAAUAAAGCCAAUGUGAUCAAAACA
Messenger RNA from Perca flavescens (yellow perch), 4024 nucleotides. It is a transcript of the gene klhl43, whose product is annotated as kelch-like family member 43. Lineage: Eukaryota; Metazoa; Chordata; Actinopteri; Perciformes; Percidae. Gene Ontology annotation, molecular function: protein binding. Gene Ontology annotation, cellular component: nucleus. The record is from RefSeq and is a predicted model, not a curated record. The transcript has 7 exons. Bases 457 to 2505 code for a protein of 682 amino acids.